Olea europaea var. sylvestris is the source of this 2023-nucleotide messenger RNA. RefSeq lists its product as uncharacterized. The transcript is spliced from 7 exons. The record is from RefSeq and is a predicted model, not a curated record. Bases 146 to 1696 code for a protein of 516 amino acids. NCBI's taxonomy places the organism in Eukaryota, Viridiplantae, Streptophyta, Magnoliopsida, Lamiales, Oleaceae.
ACCUACAGCCAAUCAAGUGGGACCCAUCUUCCCAACGUCAUAAUCAAAGACCAAGAAAAUUUCCCCUGCAUUUGCCUUUCCCAAAUUCCAUACUCAAGAUUACCGUGAAAUGUAAUUCCCGUCAAAAAGCUAAUAUUAAUCGAAAAUGGCGACCUCUGCCUUCAAAUCCACUACCAGGAGAGGCGGAGCUGAAUCCAAAGCCCCACAAUCCACUGCAACCAAACGACGAUCCCAUAGCGUUAGCGCCGUUUCCCGAGCACCCCACGGCCGUCAACUCGAUAGAAGCAGUUCGAUUUCUGAUUUUUCCUAUAAAAGAGAUAACCCUCUUUUCUCUCCGGAUAAUGAAAUAGAAAACGACAAUGAAAAAAUUGGAAAUAGAGGUCAAAUUGCUUCUAUUAACGGUUCAGCGUCUUCUUCGAAUUCGAUUAAUGGGAGUAGUAUUGUUAAUGAACAAAGAGGGCGUUCGGUGACGAGAAAUUCUCAUGGUGGCGGUGGUGUUAAGAAUGGGAUCGGUCGCAGCCUAUCGCGAGUACGAGGUCGUUCUGUGUCCAGAGGUCGCUAUGGAGGAGGAGUUUUCGAGAGUGCAAAGGCACAUGAUAUGGAUACAUGGAUGGAUGCUCGAAACAGAAAUGUGAAAAAACAGAUAGGUAACAAUGUGAAGAAAACUAAUUCAGUUAGAAGUGAGGGUGAUACACAGGCUCAUGUCAAGAAUGCACGACUAACUAUGAACCAGAAUCAAGCUACUGAUUGGUCGGAAGAUGAUUCUGCUGUGAGAACGUGUAGUUUUCAAAUUCCAAAUGUGGAUGACGGAAUUUCAACAGGUUCUUUGUCAGAAGCAGAAGAGAAAAUGGCUUUUCAAGGGAAUAAUAUCAGUACUAUCACAGCUAUAAAUGCUGCCGAUGUGCCUCCAGACUUAGUAAACCCUGGUGAUAUUGAAAUGAUCCUGGACAUCAGAAAAGAAUAUGCCUUAAAACUUGAAGAGUCUGAAGAACGGGCAAGAAAACUUCGAGCAGAUCUUGCUAUUGAAGAGCACCGUGGGCAAGAGCUGGGUAGGAUUCUCAAAGAGAUAAUUCCCGAUCCAAAGACUUCUAGUGCUCUGAGAUCUCGUCGAGGAAGAAGAACAAGCAGUGAACGAAAACGGAUGUCAAAACGUCUUACUGAAGAAGCCUUGGCAUAUUUUGAUGAAUGUGUGUCCUUAUCAACUUUUGAUAGCUCUGACUUCUCAGCAUCAGAAGACCCAUCUUACACCUCAUUUGGAGCUAUUACCCCCAUUGGCGAUGCUUUAUCUUUACAAAAAAGUAAUCUAAACCCCUUGUCCUCAAAUGACCAUGGCAGUGGUCUCCACCAAAAACAGCCCCUGCAAAGCUUCGAGAACUCUGCUUUAACAGCCCACAGUAGUAGUGAUGAGCCAAUAAACAGUCAAGAAUAUCGGUUCUCUUUUGCUCAUAAACAAUUAGAACAUGCUGGAACUCACCGAGAUAUCAAAAGUUACAUCGAACAUUUUGGGAGAGAUAUUCAUAACGAUAUCGACUCAGAGGUUACAGAAUCAUACUAUGAUGCUGGUGAGUACAAUUUACAAGGCCGCACUGAGAGCAUGUUAUGUGACAGGUUCUUCUUUAGUAACAGAAUAGAGUCUGGGAGCCUGCUUUUAUGUGGUGGUGCAAUCUCGUCUUCUUCAUUUUCUCUGGUAAUCUAAUGAAAGAUUUACGUGGCUGCACCGGAAGUUUGUUUUUUGCUUUUAUGUGGCAGUGCAAUUCAGUUUCCUCUGCUCAAGUAAUCUCGAGGGAAAGAGGUAGAGAAUUAUUCAAGCGGACAACUUGUUUAUGUAUUCAUUUUUGGGUUGCUUUACCUUGCUCAAGUGGCUUGUUCGUGCAAAUCAAGGUUACGAAUGAUUGUACAAAAGUAGUUUUAUAGGUGUAUCCGAUAGAACUUGAAAUAGAAGGUAUCCAGAUUCAUGAGCUGUUUUAACGUGUCUGUCAGACUAUUCAACGGCUACAUAUAAUUCUAUGCCGAAGUUGCGAAA